AUGGGCAAAACAGGUCCCUUUGACCUCUCCCCUCUGCUGCACAACCUGCUCGCCAACAACCAGCUAUCAGGCCGCCUCCCUGACCCUUUAGUCACCAACCCUGCCUUCUACAAAUUGGGUCCCAUCGCUACUCUCCUCUGCGUCCACUCUCACACCCUCUCCUUCUCCAUCUCUCUACUACCAAAUCCUUUCCCCCUCCACCCUCCCCUUCUCCAUCCCUCCAUUCUAAAUCGCGCCCCUCUCCACCCUUCCCUUCUCCAUCCCUCCACUCCAAAUCCCUCCCCUCUUCACCCUCCCCUUCUCCAUCCCUCCACUCCAAAUCCCUCCCUUGUCCACCCUCCCCACUCCAGUCUCCCCUUUCCAUCCCUCCCCUCUCCCCUCUCCACCCUCCACUCUCUACCCAUUGUUUCUCCAUCCCUCCCUCACAGCGAUGUGCAAAACAACAACCUCUCCGGCCGUCCACCCACCCUGUCUUCCUUUCACCCACCCUUUCGCCUUCCUCUCCACCCACCCGCUGCCUUCCCUACAUAUCCCUUUUCUCUAUCCUCCUUCCCAUGCAUCUUCUCUCACUCAAGCAUCUCCCUUAUUCGCCCACCCCUCUCCAACCAACUCUCUGGGAACCGCUUCACAGGGGUUGUGCCUCUGGAGCUUCAACAGCAGCAUGGCACGAAGUGUCUCUCCUCUGAACCCCCUCAGCUGUUCCCUCCUCCCUUCCCUCCUCCUAACCCCCCAAUGAGCGUCACCGACGGCAUGGAGUGCCCCUCGCCUGCCUCUGCCCCUACCCCCUCUCUCACCUCCCUCCUCGCCUCCUCUUCUGUUCCGCUCACCUUCUGCUCUCUCUGCCCUUACUUCUGCAGUAUCGGUGGGCAGCAGUAG
This is a messenger RNA of Closterium sp. Naga37s-1, 876 nucleotides long. The record is from the annotation of a GenBank genome assembly. Lineage: Eukaryota; Viridiplantae; Streptophyta; Zygnematophyceae; Desmidiales; Closteriaceae.